AGCCUGUGGCCCCCACAUUGGUAGAGAGCCUGGAGAAUCAAACAGCAAACAUUGGUGAAACCAUAGAAGUAUCAUGCCCAGCAAAUGGAAUUCCUCCUCCACACAUCACAUGGUUUAAAAACAAUGAAACCCUUGUUGAAGACUCAGGUAUUGUUGUGAAGGAUGGGAACAAAACUCUAACCAUACGCAGGAUAAGGAAAGAAGAUGGAGGUCUCUACACCUGCCUUGCCUGCAAUGUCCUUGGAUGCAAAAAAGCAGUAACUUUUUUUGCAGUAGAAGGCGCCGAAGAGAAAAUGAACCUGGAGCUCAUUAUCCUGGUUGGGACUGCAGUGAUUGCCAUGUUCUUCUGGUUGCUUCUUGUAAUCAUUCUCCGGACCGUUAAACGGGCCAGUGGAGGGGAACUAAAGACUGGCUACUUGUCAAUCAUCAUGGAUCCUGAUGAAGUCCCUAUGGAUGAGCAGUGUGAACGUCUCCCCUAUGAUGCCAGCAAGUGGGAGUUUCCUAGAGACCGGCUAAAGCUAGGUAAACCCCUGGGGCGUGGAGCAUUUGGCCAAGUCAUAGAAGCAGAUGCAUUUGGAAUUGACAAAACUGCUACCUGCAAAACUGUUGCAGUAAAAAUGCUGAAAGAGGGUGCUACACAUAGUGAACACCGGGCACUUAUGUCAGAGCUCAAGAUCCUCAUUCAUAUUGGUCAUCAUCUAAAUGUUGUCAAUUUACUUGGUGCCUGCACAAAACCAGGAGGCCCACUUAUGGUGAUUGUGGAAUACUGCAAGUUUGGAAACUUGUCAACUUACUUAAGGAGCAAGAGAAGUGAAUUUGUUCCGUACAAGACUAAAAAUGCCAGAUUUAGGCAGGGAAAAGAAAACUACGUUGGUGAAAUCUCGGAGGACUUGAAGCGCCGCUUAGACAGUAUCACAAGCAGCCAGAGCUCGACGAGCUCGGGCUUUGUGGAGGAGAGAUCCCUUAGUGACGUAGAGGAAGAAGAAGCAGCUUCUGAAGACCUUUGCAAGAACUCUCUGAGCAUGGAGGACCUUAUCUGUUAUAGCUUCCAGGUGGCCAGGGGGAUGGAAUUCUUGGCUUCACGCAAAUGCAUCCAUAGGGACCUGGCUGCUCGUAAUAUCCUCUUAUCACAGAAUAACGUGGUCAAAAUCUGUGAUUUUGGCUUGGCGCGAGACAUCUACAAAGACCCAGAUUAUGUCAGGAAAGGAGAUGCCAGAUUACCCCUAAAAUGGAUGGCACCAGAAACCAUUUUUGACAGAGUAUAUACCAUUCAGAGUGACGUAUGGUCCUUUGGCAUUCUGCUAUGGGAGAUAUUUUCAUUAGGAGCUUCACCAUAUCCUGGUGUAAAAAUUGAUGAGGAGUUUUGUAGAAGACUGAAAGAAGGAACAAGGAUGAGAGCACCAGACUAUACAACACCAGAAAUAUAUCAGACAAUGCUGGACUGCUGGCAUGGAGAACCUAAGCAAAGACCUACUUUUUCUGAAUUAGUGGAGCACCUGGGAAACUUACUGCAAGCCAAUGUUCGUCAGGAUGGUAAAGAUUACAUUGUCCUUCCUCUAACGGUAUCACUGAACAUGGAUGAGGAUUCUGGACUCUCUUUGCCAACCUCACCUGUUUCCUGUAUGGCGGAAGAGGAAGUCUGCGAUCCUAAAUUCCAUUAUGACAACACAGCAGGAAUUAGUCCGUACCGACAAGGUAGUAAAAGAAAAAGCCGACCUGUGAGUGUGAAAACAUUUGAAGAUGUGCCCUUGGUACCUGCUGUAAAAGUUGUUCAAGAUGACAAUCAGACAGACAGUGGGAUGGUUCUUGCAUCUGAAGAGCUGAAGACACUGGAAGACAGAGCUCAGCAAGUGACAGUUCCCUUUAGUGUGCUGGUGCCCAGUAAAAGUAAUGAAUCUGUCAUGUCUGAAGCCUCAAACCAGACGAGUGGCUACCAGUCAGGAUAUCAUUCUGAUGACAUGGACACCACAGUUUACUCUAGUGAAGAGACAGAACUAUUGAGCAUCAGAGAGGACACACCUCAAACGUGCUGCACACAGACACUUACCUACGACACCGGUGUUCCACUCAGCUCACCUACUGUUUAGAACAAAACAAACAACAGGAAAUCAUAUGGAACGUUCCUGUAUUUCUUAGACUGGUUGUAUUCAGGGCUUAUGCACAGGACACCUGCUUUCACAAGAAGGACACGAGAAUCACGUAGCAAAUUGAGCAGUGAUGAGCCACAAGACGCUUGUUCAAGAGACAUCAGUAGCUCAUGAUAAGUUGCAGAGUGCUAUCAUUGCCGUGAACAUAUGUAUUUUGUUUCUCUGAUUACAAAGUCGGGAUGUGGACUUUGAGACCCAAAUGAAACACAUGUUGACACUAAGUGUCUAUCCAAUAGUGUAAAGACUACAUGCAAUGGUAUAGCAUUCAGCAGGGCACUUUGUGCUUCCAAUUAUAUGAAAUAAAGCUCCAGCCAUGCCUUUUGUUUCUUCUUGCGGCUGGGCUCCAGGAAGGAAAUAUCACUGUGCUGGUUUCUUGUUUCAGAAUUAUUUUUUACUCAGAUCUCUACAAAAAAAAACCCAACAACCUUCCGAUUUAAGCUAAUUGAAGGUUUCUGACUAAAUAUAGACUGAAUUAAACAAAGACAAGGUUGACAGUUGCUCUCCUUGACAGAAAACACAUUUGCCUUGGUAAGACCUGGUGAGCUGAAUUUUUCUGGGUAAGAGUUUCCCAGUGAAGUCAGUAAAUUUGGAUCUGAUCCAACAACUGCCUAAAGUAUAUGCAAAUAAUUCUCAUGGACUUUAAUAGACAAUGGAUCAGGCCCUGUAACAGGUAGAAAUGAAAGUAGAAGUUACCUAAGGCUAAUAGGGAUCUAUAACUUAUUUUUAAACUCUUUUUCCUCCCAUAGAAGGUCAAAUUCUGUGCUGGUAUAAACUGACACAGCUCCAAUGUACAGCAGUUGAGAAUUUGACCCAUAAACUCUUGAGUAUCAAUGAUUUAUUACAUGGCAGCUCAAAUGUCUAUGAGUGGUGAUUUUUCAACAUAAUUAAUUGUUGGAGAGGCUUUUAACUGUGUUCGUGUAGCCCAGAGCUGUAACGAUAACACUGUAUAUGUACAAGAUUUUUAAAAUGUACAGCUAUUUCUACUGAGUUUCUUUAUGUAUUUUAUUUUUUUUAAGGUUGUUUUGUACUAUAAUGUCAAAAGCUGGGAACCACAAGUAUAAGGCAGAUAUGGCACAUAUAAUAUUUAUAGCCUGUUUUUAUGUAGAAAUAAAUAUAAUAUAUUAAAAUAUAAAUAUAUAUAUUAUAUAUAUAUAUAUAUAUACUGAACAUUGUACUAUUCACAUUUUGUAUCAGUAUUUUGUAGCAUUACAAGGGUCACAAAGUUUUUUAUAAUAGCUGAAGCAUCUCACUUUAUUAAAAGGGAUUGGAAAACAUAAAAGACAAGGGGACUUUGAGUAGAUCUCUUUUCUCCUCUUCAUGUUCUUAUAUUCUGCCCCUCAUCACACUAGCUGAAUGCUGCCAGUUAGUUCUACUACAGAAGAGCAAAUCAUGGGGAAACAACAGUAAGCUUACUUGUGUUUUACUACAAGUAAACAUAGAUAAAGGUAUAGUCUAUGUGUCUAGCCAUUUAUCUAUGCACCACUAUUGUGUAUAAAUGUUUGAGUGCAUACUGCUGAUAGUAAAAUAUUGGCUAUGCUAAUAACUGGAAAAACAAUAGCGUUCAAUGGAAUUGUCAGUGGAACAGAAUAUUAGCACCUACAGAGUCUUCUGAGAAACUUUCCUUGCAGUUGGGAGGGGAAAUAGAAGUCUAAGCAGACAAAUUAAUGUUCCAUAUAAAUGCUGUUUGUAAUAAACUGCAUUUUCAUGCAAGGUGUUUGAAGCUUUCCACACAUUUCUCCCACAAAUGGAGUACUGUAGUGUUCUCAUAUUUUCUUUUACCUGUGUGCUCACAAAAUGGAAGAAGCAGGCACAGAGGAAGGACUGGGUGUGGAGGGGGCUGUGCCCACUCAGACCAAAGCAGAGCUUGUAUGGUUGGUCUAAUUUUACUCUGAGGAGAGGAUAUGUUCUUUAAUGUAGCCCACUUUCUCCCAUGGUGUCAUAUUCCUGUUUUUUCCAUGUUGCUUUCUACAUCUAGAAUGUUGUCCCCAUUCUUGUGCACCAAGCAUCUCC
This is a messenger RNA of Mauremys mutica (yellowpond turtle), 4157 nucleotides long. Its product is annotated as vascular endothelial growth factor receptor 2-like. Gene Ontology annotation, molecular function: ATP binding; growth factor binding; vascular endothelial growth factor receptor activity. Gene Ontology annotation, cellular component: signaling receptor complex; membrane. The annotation marks the transcript as partial. The transcript is spliced from 17 exons. NCBI's taxonomy places the organism in Eukaryota, Metazoa, Chordata, Testudines, Geoemydidae. Gene Ontology annotation, biological process: angiogenesis; positive regulation of kinase activity; multicellular organism development. The record is from RefSeq and is a predicted model, not a curated record.